This is a messenger RNA of Cladocopium goreaui, 1669 nucleotides long. The record is from the annotation of a GenBank genome assembly. NCBI's taxonomy places the organism in Eukaryota, Dinophyceae, Suessiales, Symbiodiniaceae.
CAUGGCUACGCCAAAGAAGCAGAAACUGGAGAAUGGCAAUGCAGGCAUUCCACCCAUGGUCACUGGUGGUACAGUCUCGUGGGAACGCCACGGCGCGCCGUUCUUCUCGAUGGGUGAAGGCACGCUGCGAGUGCCCAUGCAGAUGCACCAAGCGCAUCGGCAAAAGCUCUGCCAGGCGCUGCGCGCGCGUGGCCUCGAAGGUGACGCGGUGGUUCUGCUGCAGGGCGGCGAGGAGCUCAGCGUCUACGACACGGACACCAAUUGGGAUUUCAAGCAGGAGAGUAAUUUCCAAUAUCUCUUUGGAGUCAAGGAACCCGGGUGCUUUGCUGCUUUGCGGGUGAGGGACGCACAUGGCGUGCUUUGUAUCCCAAGGAUGGAAAAGAUGUACGAGGCUUGGUGUGGCCCCGUGAAACCUCCUGCCUGGUUUGCGAAGGCCUAUGGUGUCGAGGCAGCACAUGUGGACGAGCUGUCAGAAGUCUUGGAGAAAUUGGGCGCCAAGGAGUUGCUGGUGUUGCAAGGUGACCCAAACCGUGACUCGGGGUUGCAGCUCGCGGAGCCCAGCUUUCAGGGCAAGGAGAAGUUCAAAGUGAGCACUCAAGGCAGUCAAAUUCUUUGGGACGAGAUCAACGAAUGUCGAGCGGUGAAAGAUGACGACGAACUGAAGGUGCUGCAGUGGGUGAACGACGUUUCUUCGUCGGCCCACGUGGAGACGAUGCGCAGAAUGCGGGGAGGGCAGCGGGAGCAUCUGGCAGAGGCGACCUUCAAAUAUCAGGCCGCCCUACGCGGAUGCUUCCGCGUGGGCUACAACUGCAUUUGUGGCUCUGGUCGGCGAAAUGCCAUCCUUCAUUAUGGACACGCGGCCGAGCCGAAUAGUGAAAAGGUCGCGCCCGACAGUUUGCGACUUCUUGAUAUGGGUGCAGAGUACCAUGGCUACUCUGCCGAUGUCACCUGCACCUUCCCAGUGUCUGGACGCUUCAGUGUUCCGCAGAAGGUGGUUUACGAGGCGGUCUGGGACGCGGUCCAGGCGGUGGAGCACAAGUUGCGGCCGGGGGUGUCCUACAAGGACAUGCAUCGCUUGUCACAGCGCGUUCUCCUGGAACGUAUGGUCGCGGCAGGCCUGUUUGUUGGCAGUGUGGAUGAGAUGAUGUCCGCAGGUCUCAUGUUCCACUUCAUGCCCCACGGUUUGGGUCACCAGUUGGGCCUUGACGUGCACGACGUGGGUGGCUAUGCGCCAGGGAGCUUCCGCAAGGACGAUCCUAGCAUCAAGGAGAAUCUUCGCUGUGGCCGUGAGCUGAAAGAGAACAUGGUGAUCACGGUGGAGCCAGGCUUCUAUUUCAUUGACUACUUGAUCGAGGAAGCAUUGGCAAGCAGCAAGGGAAAGUUCAUCAACAAGGAGAAAUUGUACGAAUUCUGGCCCUCUGUCGGCGGCGUCCGGAUCGAGGAUGAUGUGGUCAUCACGGCGGAGGGUUGCCGCGUCCUGACCUGCGUUCCGCGCACGGUGGCAGAGAUCGAAGCGGUCAUGGGCGGAGCCGAGUGGCAGGUCAGUUCGGCGUGCUGCCGCAGCUACACUGCGGAGUGAAGCGGGAACGAACUGGUGCUUGAAAUGCGUUAGGAAGUUCGUGCAGAGAUGGGAUCGGUCAAUACCACACAUUGCACGGAGUAAUAGUGG